This is a messenger RNA of Solenopsis invicta (red fire ant), 5793 nucleotides long. It is a transcript of the gene l(3)76BDm, whose product is annotated as trafficking protein particle complex subunit 8. The record is from RefSeq and is a predicted model, not a curated record. Gene Ontology annotation, cellular component: phagophore assembly site; cytoplasmic vesicle; TRAPPIII protein complex. Gene Ontology annotation, molecular function: protein binding. Gene Ontology annotation, biological process: endoplasmic reticulum to Golgi vesicle-mediated transport; protein localization to phagophore assembly site. The transcript is spliced from 11 exons. The coding region runs from base 636 to 4748 and encodes 1370 amino acids. Lineage: Eukaryota; Metazoa; Arthropoda; Insecta; Hymenoptera; Formicidae.
AAGAGAAGGAAAAACAGCUGUUCGACGGUGGACAUGUUUAUCGGCGCGGCCGCACGGGGAUGCGUUGUCGUUUCGAGACACGUACGACGUCGACUCGCGAGAUAACGACGGGCGGGAAUGAUCGUGAUGUGAUCGCGGAAUGUGGGACGAUUACGAAUUGGUGGUGAGCGCGCUACGUCCGGUGCUACGUGCGUGAGGAAGAGUUUACGGCACUUACGGGUUAUGUUACGGUGGCCCCGCGCGCAAGGAUCAUGGCGCAGUGCAAGUUAACCCCGCGGGAGUUUAUCGGCAACGCUUUCUCUCCGCAGAUCGCCGUGGUCUGCUCGGCCGCGGCCGAUGUCGCGUGCCAGAAGAAUAAUCUAUCGUUCGUCGAGUUGCUCCAGCCGUUCUGUAAAUUGAACACCGAAGGUAAGGCGAGAGGACGGUAAACCGCGCCAGCUACGUCAUCCGUUCGCCAAGGAUGCCUACGCAUUGGAAACUGCGUACGGGUUGUACCAAAAGUUGGACUUUACACGCCAAUUGCAGUGCUUUAUUAAACCUGGAAUGUUAAUGCUAUUGAAUGAUGUCACUUUAAGGAUCCCCAAGGUAACACGGUAGCGAUUAGAAAUCUUCGACUUUCCAUACAAGACAUUAAUAUGCGGCCACCAGAACCCAGUCUUGCCAAGAAGUUGUUAAGUGAAGCGGUCAGUACUGCCCUGUGCGAACGCACAACCACAGUUCACAUCGGCACGACUGAGUUAGAUAUCCCUGUCUCUGUUCCUUGGUUCGAGGCAUGGAGAGAAACGUUUCUGAGCGUCCAGUUUCCGUCGGAUCACGAAUUCACGAAGCAUCUGCUCGCGUGUAUGAUAGUUGUCUCUACGGCAGAGGACAAUCCAUUGGAGAAGAUUCAGACUAUGGGAGCCCAAUUGCAUCAAAGUAUACCGGGAAAAUUACCUAAAUGGUUCAAUAAUAAUGCCCUUAGGUAUUACAUCUUAGUUCAUGAUGCUAUUCAGGAUGAUAGAAAUAAAGCAGAAACAGUUUUUACAGACAUGAAGACUAUUUAUGGCGCUAAUAAUUGCUUUCUAUUGCAAAUGAAUUCGAGACCGCCUGGUGUUUCUGACGAUAACAUGCAUUUACCUGACCCUUGGAGUCAAUUCUUGACAAAACAUUCGGAAUUGGUUGGUAGCAGCGAACAGAACAGUUCUCCGCGUACACCUGCGGAUAUGGGUGGAGUUUCUGCCAUGCCGAGCGAGCUGACUACAGAGACUGAAAAAACAAGUCAAGCCGGGACGCCAUUGAUGCCACACAACUGUGUUCCAUUGCCUUCUCCUGAUUUGGCGGAGUUAGUCACUGGAGUUGAUACGAUUAGUCUCUCAUCUGAAAUAUCCGAGUCGGCAAAUGCGAAUCUAGAAGUUGGCCAAGAAGCAGUUCCAGUCACAAUUCAUCCACUCAGUCCAGAUAAUGAAAAAUUGCAAGACUUUAUUCCCACAACUAAUACCAAGGGUCAAUCUGUUGUUACUAAUUCACCAAUAAAUACGAAUGUCUGGGCGGAUUCUCCGAAUUAUGUAGUUGCUCAACACGGUGCUCGUCUUUCCACACAAGAUCUAGAAAGAUUACGAACGUUGAUAACGGAAUUUUGUUUGCGAAGUUUGUUGCCUUAUGUAGAAAAGCAGAUUGGCCUAUUGAACGAUGUUAUUUCAAACAAGAGGGUCAGUAGAUCGCUGUUUAGCGCUACGAAAAGGUGGUUUAGUACAAAUAAACCUGGUGCACCAGGAUCGGCUCCAUCGAAUGCUGUAAUUUACACAGCAGAAUCGCCAGAGUUACAGUUACGACGCUUGGGUGAUCUGUGUUUCAUGUUUGGUCACUACUCGCUCGCUUAUCAGGCGUAUCACAGCGCAAAACGCGACUUUGCGGCGGAUCAAGCUUGGGUAUAUUAUGCAGGCGCUCUUGAGAUGGCUGCUUUAAGCGCUUUCAUGCAAGGCGAGACGAACAAAAAGACCAUUGAGUACAUGGACGAUGCGAUAUUGACUUAUUCGAACAGCUGUAAAAUGCCUCAGUUUGCGACAAGGGCAACGCUACUCAGUGCUGAGUGCUUAAAGGGUCGGGGAUUAUACGGAGAAGCCGCGAAGCAGUUGAUACGGAUGACCAGCGAGGAUUCCGAUUUACGUUCAGCUUUAUUGCUCGAACAAGCCGCUUAUUGCUUCAUCGGGCCGAAAAUGAUGCGCAAAUACGCAUUUCACGCAGUUCUGGCUGGACAUAGGUUCUCGAAGGCCGGCCAAAAGAAGCACUCUUUGAGAUGUUAUCAGCAAGCGUAUCAGGUAUAUUAUGAAAGGGGCUGGUCUUUAGCAGCAGAUCACAUCCAUUUCACAAUUGGUAGGCAAGCCGCAUCCCUGAAACAAGUCCCCGAAGCUGUAAAGGCGUUUGAAAAAUUACUUAAUACUUCUAGUAAGCAGCACGCUCCGCAACAAGCUGCAUUUUUACGAGAAUUUUUACACACUCAUAACUUGUUGUUUCAGGAAAACGGCACGAGUUGUAUAGAACUUCCUAUUUUACCUUUGCCGUUACUGGACAGUAACAAUAUCAAGGUAUUAUACGGCCCAAUGGGCAAACAAACCGAAAAUAAUAUUCCGGCGAGUCACGUCACAUUCGAUAUCGAAAUGGACGACGCCAGAUGGUCGAAAAUGGAGGAAUUGCUGAUAACUGAGACGCAGGGUUCUUCACCCAUGAUAUUUAAACCGACAGUCGCGCUGUAUUCUAAAACAAGUAAUAAUACCGUAAAACCCAACGCGGUUCUAGACGAACCGGUACAUUAUUCUAUUGAGUUGCACAAUCCGUUACACGUUCCGCUACCGCUGUCAGACGUGACCUUGCUAUGGUCAUUUACUUGCAAUAACGAGACUAUCACGAACGAAACGAAAACGAUUGACAGUUCAAGCCCAGUUGAUUCGGACGUCAUAGACGCGAUUUUGUUGCAACCGGCGUGUAAACAGAAUAUCGUCUUGUCCUUUACGCCCAGGCGGGUGGGCGAGUUAAAAGUCCUAGGUAUAAGUUACAAAUUGUCCAAUCCGGUACAGACGAUGAGCGAUCCGUCAAUCGCAAAUUCAUCCAUCGUCAUUGCCGGUAAGAGAUUGUUCGAGAUUACACCACCCAAACUCAAGAAUGUCAAAGAGAAACCUGGUGUGAACGUAUAUGGGAAAGAUUAUAGGCUGGAAAUGAACGUGAUAGAAAAGGCGGCAUUCAUGCAGAUACUCUUUACUAAACUGUCGCCGGAAAUGUUGUGCGGUGAGGUACAAAGGGUGGAAAUUACAUUAAAGAACAUAGGUAAUGCUCCGUUGACAAAUAUAUAUAUUGCAUCGACCGACGCCAAACUUUUUACAUUAGGAAACGCGGAAGUCGAUAAACUUGGAAGUGAAGAUUUAGUAGCAAAGAAGAGCAGUAAAUCAGUCACGAAAGUGACAUUACCUGUUUCCAAGAACGGUGUGUUGAAUGUAGGGGAGACUCACAAAAUGCCACUUUGGGUGCAAGCACCUCGUGUGAAGGGAACUCACAGAUUAGAUCUGCUCUUCUAUUACGAAAGCGUCGAAUCAAAAGCCACUUUGAAACACCGUUUGUGCCGGCACAGCUGGCAAUUAACGGUGUUAGACUCGAUACAGAUCACCGCAGUUGCCGUCAGAAGCAGAUUAUUUAAAGACGAUUCGCCAACAUUAAAUUUAAUCAUGUCUGUUAAGAAUACCAAUCAGGUUCAUGAUCCAUCUAUAAAUGAAAUCAUCCUGUCUGAAGUGUCGCUUCAAAGCGCCAUAUGGUCCGCAUUUCACUCCUCGGUUCUGCCAUCGAGCGUAAAAGUGCAACCUCAGGAAGUGUUCCAUCUGAUGUUGAAGCUGAAUAAAAAGAAAGCCGACAGCGAGUCGACCAUUUCCGACGUGUCCCUAACUCCUGAGGGCGACAAUACACUGAUCAGCGAUUAUCCGUUCAUCAAUUUUGUACAGAGACGUCACAUUCAGCCGCUGGAUAUGAACGAGAGCGCGAACGACGCGCAACAAUUUCAGCAACAGAAUGCCGAGCGUAACUCUGUGUCGGAUAUCAUGGCAUUGAAUUCUACGCUUAUCGUCAAGUGGUGCGCCAACGUGACGGAGAGCGGCGUGAUCACCCGAAGGGCGGUCGGACAGCAUCAUCUCGAGCUCGAGCAUUUGAACAAUACCUACAAACAUCCGAAGGAACCGCGUACCGAGCGUAGCGAAUUUGGCGCACGCUUGAAAGUUUUUGGGCCGGAUCGAAAUGUAUCGAGUGCAAUAACUAUUCCUCUUAAGGAUUCCGUGUGGGAAGCAGAACAUAUGAAAAGUCUAAUCUCUUUUUCUCUUAGUCAUCAAAGGCAUGUCACACACAAUUUUCAGCGAAACCGAUUGUGUAUUGUUCCCGUCACGAUGUACUUGCAAAAUCACUCGGAGAUGCGAGUUGAUGUUAAAAUAACCACGAUAGGUACUAGUAGCGAAACUCAUCUUCCGAGUAUUAAAUCUCAAUUAUAUUCACCGCAAGCUUCGACGUACUACAAAUACGCUGGUCACUCGUCAAUUUAUUCCAACGUCGAAGCGCAUGCGAGUAAUAAUGUGGAGUUACACGCCGUGCUGUCUAGCGCGGGAACGUACGAUCUGGCCGCACGAGUAGAGAUCUCCGUUAAAGUUGUAAAUAACCAGGAGUACGUCGCUCAGAAAGGCAAAAUGGAGAGUAUAUGUAUCGUUAACGACGGCAGCGUUGAUUGCUUUGCGCGAUAACUCUUUGUACUGAGGUGGGUACACGGCGAGGUAUUUGCGUGAAUCAAAAUCUCCAGUUUCGGGAUCGAUUACGUUCAGUCACUAUAAUGUAAUUACUUAACUUUUUUACAACCCGUUAGUCACAAGCUACCUCACAGUAAAUCUACGAAGCAGUUGAGCGCGCAUGGCAGGAAUUUUUGAACAGUUUUUCUCAAUUGGGGAUGACUGCAUACCUUUGACUGCCAAAUAAAUGAUACACGUUACCUUUUAUCGAGACAUAUCGUCUAUAAAACACUUUUAUAAUUAUCAAUAAUUAUAAUUAUCCUCACUUUUUCUACUUUUUGUGCUUUUUCUACUUUUAUCGACGAAAGAGAUUCUUUUCUUUUACUACAAAUGAGUUUAUUUAAAUUUCCGACGUAUCGGAUAAGCAAAAAGUAACUUCUUCUGUUGUAAAGAAAAAAAAUAUUUUCAUUUCUCUACGUAAACUCAACAUGUAUUAAUAAUUUGGCGAUUGAUGAUGUGAUUGUUUAUGAUAACGUGAAGAAUAGAGAUUAAACAUUUUGCAAACACAUGAAACGCGGACGCAUAUUAAGAUUUUUUUUUUAAGCGUUUGGAGGAAUAUAAAGGAGAUCUUUUAGGUAAUAGGCUUGUAAUUUUUGUACAGUGUAUUUUUUAAGAAAUGUACAUAAGUCAAUUUUCCGUGAACAGAGUUUCAGUAUAGUUUACGAUAUAAUGCGAGAAAGGAACUCUGUAUAUAAAAAUUGUUAAAUUUGUGAGUUAAGUGAAUAAUGGGUACAAUUAUUUAGCACUUUUAACGGCGUUUGUAGCAUAUUGUCUUUCUCUCCAUAACACGUUGAACUUCCUAUUGAACAUAAAAAGUUUUUAAAUAACUUGUAAAAAAAUAUAUAAUCACUAUGGGACAAAUUAUCCUUUAUAAAAUAAAGAGAUUUAGAUUUUUGUAAAUUUAAUAGCAUGUGUUAGAAUAUUUAUUCUGUAAGUAUAUCUCAGAGAAUGUAUUAAAUCUUUGAUAAUAUAAAUAUAUGUACAAUUGUGUAGAUAUAGUUGA